Molecule: messenger RNA, 1546 nt
Organism: Malaya genurostris
Lineage: Eukaryota; Metazoa; Arthropoda; Insecta; Diptera; Culicidae
Exons: 2
Coding region: 483-1430 (315 amino acids)
Biological process (GO): regulation of transcription by RNA polymerase II
Cellular component (GO): nucleus; transcription regulator complex
Molecular function (GO): DNA binding
Source: RefSeq, a predicted model, not a curated record
GUUUAGGUUCUGUGCAAUUUAUAUGCUGAAUUAACGAGUGGCUCACACAUAUACUAAUGAAACAUAGGUGGUCGGACCGCCUGUGUGUUGAAAUUUUUUCGAGUGAUAUUCUAAACAAAGAAUAAGCACUCUAUUCGUGUGAACGGAGCCAUCUCGCUGCAGGAGGAAAAAUAUAUUUGUCAUACUUAUCGAACCGAGCUUAUACGCGUCGAUUUACCUAUACAUAGAGGAUGUUUUCUUCUGUGUGAAUAGACUACCAAAGUCCCCAAGGGUAUAAGAACUGUAACACCGAAGGCAUACCCGCAUCGGCCUUGCAUUUGUGUGUGGGUCUGCUAUUGUGUGUGUGUUUGGCGAAAUAGUACUAAGCAGCCGGGUCGCAAAUAUCUGCACAGGCAAGAUGCGAUGCAGGAUCUAAUUUUAGCAUUUUUAGUUCGGUUCACUCGGUGGCUAUUACGCGUCUAGACGCGACUCAACCUGGUAUAAUGGAAUCGUUAAGUGCAGAAACUCGGGGCGAAAUCUACGAGAAACUGUGGACUAGGAUGCCUCGGUUGAAUCCAGGUCCAGUAGGCAGUUUUCGGAUCGACGAUUUCAUCUCUCUUAUUAAGCGUUAUCCCAUCAUUUACAAUCGAGUCGAUAAGCACAACAAGCAGGAAUAUUCUGAUACAUGGGACCAUCUGGAAGCCAUAUUGAAAACGCCAAAAAAAUUUCUGAUGAUGAAAUGGAAAGGCCUUCGUGAUAACUUCCGGGUGGAACUGAAGAAAGAAUACUAUUCCACACCGGAAAAUCGUUACAUUUCUAAAUGGGUUCACUACAAAAAGCUUUCCUUUCUUAAGGAACAGGUUCUGCAAACUCUGGAUCAGAAGCUAGAAAAUGAUAGUCAAGACGAAUUGAAUCAUAUAAUUCAGUUCGUUCAGAAUGCAACCGAAGACAAUCCACCCAUGGCCGGUGGUGAACGAGUUAGCGAACAUUCCUAUGCAAACAGUGAUCAAGAUUUGCGAGAAUUGAUGAAAAUCAAGCAGGAACGCGACGACUCUGAUGACGCUCAUGAAACAGCUGACGAAGCUGAAUUUUCUUUUAGUCAUUUCCAAGAACCAGAACAUUCGUACACGACAGAUGUUGCCAAAGUUAAUCCACUUCCAGAAAUCACCAUCACUUCGAAGAUUAUUUCACCGUCGACAAACUCCAAUGAACCGAUCAAUCUACAUCGCAAGAGGCGAUCUCAAGAAUCUCAGGAUUUUUACGGAUCUCCAUUGAAAAGUCACUUAAAGCCGUUCGGAAUUCCUCAAGACGACGAUUAUCACUUUCUGAUGAGUAUUCACCCCUACUUGAAACAGCUACCGUUACCGAUCAAACUCAAAGUUCGACUGCAAAUACAGCAAGUUUUGUUUAAUGAGUUGAUGAAACAACCAAUUGCUAACGACGUAGAUUAAUUUUAAGGAUCUAUUAUUGUUUUAGUCUAAGACGUACGUUUUGCUGUACGAAUCGAAGCCAAAUGUAUUCUUUGAUCUCCGAGAAAGUGCUGAAUAUCUUAAAAUUGAAUUAUUAA